Molecule: messenger RNA, 957 nt
Organism: Acanthisitta chloris (rifleman)
Lineage: Eukaryota; Metazoa; Chordata; Aves; Passeriformes; Acanthisittidae
Product: dual specificity testis-specific protein kinase 2-like
Exons: 8
Coding region: 1-957 (318 amino acids)
Biological process (GO): protein phosphorylation; actin cytoskeleton organization
Cellular component (GO): nucleus; cytoplasm
Molecular function (GO): protein serine/threonine kinase activity; ATP binding
Source: RefSeq, a predicted model, not a curated record
AUGAUGUGCGAGGCACGGCUGAUCUCCCCGGAGCUCUCUGGCCCCAUGCAGUACUAUGGGGAGUCGUCUGACACUUACUUCCACCUGGAUCGCUGGCAGAGGCUGCGCACAGCUGUCAGGAAGUUGGAGUUCUGGGAAAAUUUCAACACCGAGCUGAUAGGCAGCGGCUUCUUCUCCAAGGUCUACAAGGUGACCCAGGCUGCUGCCUGUAAAGUGAUGGUGGUGAAGAUCUACAAGAAUGACGUGGACCAGGAGGUGAUCGUGCGUGAGAUCAGCUUGCUGCAGAAGCUGUCCCACCCCAACAUUGUCAGGUACCUUGGAAUAUGUGUGAAGGAUGACAAGCUGUACCCCAUUCUGGAGUACGUGAAUGGAGGUUGCCUGGAGGAGCUCCUAGCCAGCAAAGACAUUGCUUUGACGUGGAAGGAAAAAGUGGACUUAGCUUCUGACAUCACCAGAGGCAUGAUCUACCUGCACUCUAAGAACAUCUACCACCGAGAUCUCAAUUCCAAGAAUUGCCUCAUCCGAGUGACGCCGCGGGGCCGGGAGGCACUGGUGACAGACUUCGGGCUGGCCAGGGAAGUGGUGGAGCUGCCUGUGAAGGAUGUGGAGAGGAAGCUGUCUCUGGUGGGCUCUGCUUUCUGGAUGGCUCCUGAGAUGCUGCGGGGAGAGCCCUAUGACCGAAAGGUGGACGUGUUUUCCUUUGGCAUCGUCCUUUGUGAAAUCCUGGGCAGGAUCCCAGCCGACCCUGAAGUGCUUCCCAGGACGCAGGAUUAUGGCUUGGAUGUUGCUGCCUUCCAAGGGAUGAUCGGUGAAUGCCCCAAGCAGGUGAUGGACCUCGCUGCUAGCUGCUGUUGGGUGGAGGCAUUUAAGCGUCCGUCUUUCUCUGAAAUCCUGGAUGAACUGGAGGAUGUUGCAGAGAGCCUGGAGCCUAGGAGGGACAAUCAGCUUUUGGCCUGA